This is a messenger RNA of Cydia pomonella (codling moth), 4569 nucleotides long. RefSeq lists its product as uncharacterized. The transcript has a single exon. The coding region runs from base 32 to 4270 and encodes 1412 amino acids. Lineage: Eukaryota; Metazoa; Arthropoda; Insecta; Lepidoptera; Tortricidae. Gene Ontology annotation, molecular function: nucleic acid binding. The record is from RefSeq and is a predicted model, not a curated record. Gene Ontology annotation, biological process: DNA integration.
AUUUAAACAUAAUAAAAACAUAAAAACUUUCAUGAUUUCAGAAAAACAAAGUGACCACAAGGGUCGGCCGUGCGUCGUGUGCCAUGGUGAUCACAGGGUGUAUGACUGCCCAACCUUUAGAAAGAUGUCAGUCGACGAGCGCUGGUCACGGGCGUCCAGUCUGAAGCUGUGCCAUGUCUGCCUCCGACCGGACCAUGAGACCCGUGCAUGCAAGUUAAAUGGCUGUCGCGUAUGUAGAAGACGACACAAUACAUACUUACACAACACACCAAAUAACGCUUCUUCUAGUGGAGCUAGCAAGGAACAGACAGUCCAGGCAACCAAUAGUGCUAUGGGAGAUGUCGCUUGCUCCUCCACUAUGCUAACUUCUGACAGUGCAGAGGUGCCAAACACCUUCACUGCUAAUACUUUGCUUACCAAUAGUGAAGCACUACUUUCGACAGCUCUAAUUGAAAUAGUUAACCCUUUCAAUAAUAAAAAAGAGACUGUUAAGUGUCUCUUAGAUAGCUGUUCGCAAUCGAACUAUCUUACUGAAGCAUUAAGACAACGUUUGCAACUUGAUCUUCAGCCUCUAACUGCCUCAAAUGUUACAGGAAUAGGAAAUACCCCUCUGACCUAUAAGCCUGUACGUUGUGCAGCCCAUAUUAAAUCUAAAUUAAGCGAUUUCAAUGCUAAUCUUGACUUUCUAGUUUUAGACCAAAUAACUGAUCGCUUCCCACAGAAAUAUGUUGAUGUUAGUCACCUUAACUUACCUGCUUAUAUACAACUUGCAGAUCCAACCUUUAAUGUUCCAGCCCAAAUUGAUAUGCUGUUGGGAGUGGAAAUGUUUUGGGCAAUAGUAACAGGUGCUGCAAAAACAUUGCCAACGAGCAAGCGCACCUACCUAAUCCCAUCUAAACUUGGGUGGCUUGUAGCUGGCCCGGUAGAGGGAGCUACUACGCAUAUAAACACAUCAACCACGCGUAGUCAUUUUUGUUUAGCUGAUCUGUCGACCCAGAUGACAAAGUUUUGGGAGACAGAGGAGCUGCCGCCAGAGGCAGACUCCAUCAAAAAUGGGAUUGAGUUCGACUCUCAUCCUAUAGAAAGACAUUUUGUGGACAAUACCUAUCGCCAAUCUGACGGCAGAUUUGUAGUGCGUUUACCUUUAAAAGACACACCAGACUGCUUAGGCAACACAUUUAACAUAGCUAAGAAGCGCUUACUUAACUUAGAAAAGCGUUUUAGUAAACAACCUGCGCUUAAAUCAAUGUACGUUGAUUUUAUAAAUGAAUAUAGAGAUUUAGGGCAUCUGUCGGAGUCUAGGCAAUGUUAUACAGCCAACCACCUCCCUCAUCACCCGGUGAUGAAGGAGAGUGAAUCUACUCGCUUAAGAACUGUAUUCAAUGCUAGUUGCCCAACCUCCUCUGGAUAUUCUAUCAAUGAUAUCCAGCUGGUAGGACCUAAUAUCCAAAACUCUCUGUUCGAUAUAUUGCUUAGAUUCCGUCAAUACAGGUAUGUGCUCUCCGGUGACAUAGAAAAACAGUACAGGCAAAUUUUAAUGAAUGAACUAGACAGAAACCUACAAGUGAUUCUAUGGCGCGAAGACGAGCACUUACCUAUACGCUCUCUCACUUUAAAUACCGUUACGUAUGGCUUUGCUUCAUCGAGCUGGUUAGCGGCUCGAUGUUUGUGGCAGUUAGGGGCUGAGAGCAAGGAUCCUUUGGUUAGGACCAUUAUACAAAAUGACUUUUACUGUGAUGACUUAUUAACAGGGGCAGACUCUGAAUCAGAGCUGCUUCAAAUACAAGCUGGCGUCUCACAGUCUUUAGCCUCUGGUUGCUUUAAUCUGCGUAAAUACCGUUCAAAUUCAAACGCGUUACUAAAGUCAGAUUUCAUUAAUCAAGAUGAUCAUCUAGCUUUGAGUCAAGCCUGUCAGACACUUGGACUAGGGUGGCAACCUAGCCAAGAUAUAUUAAAUUUUUCAAUUAAAAAUGAUCACUCUGAUGAAAAGGCCACAAAAAGAACAAUUUUAUCUAAAACCUUCCAAGUAUUUGAUCCCUUGGGUCUUUUAAGCCUAUGUACAGUCAAACCUAAAAUAUUAAUACAAACUUUGUGGAAAGAAGGCAAAUCUUGGGACGAACCAGUUUCUCCUGAAAUACAGCGAAUCUGGUCUCGAUUUAUUAAAAAUUUGCAUCACAUUAAAGCACUCAGUAUACCUAGAUAUGUAUUGUGCGAGGCACCCUCCACAAUAGAGUUGCAUUGCUUUUCUGACGCUGCAGAGACUGCAUAUGCAGCCUGCAUUUAUGUAAAAACUAUUUCUGACACGGGUGAACAACAAGUCCACCUGUUGUGUGCGAGAGACAGAAUAGCUCCUAUCCGGCACACAAGCAUACCGAAAUUAGAAUUAGCUGGAUGCUUGUUAGCGGCACAAACAUAUGCAGCCGUAGUAAGAGCCUGGAGGCGUCCUGUCUCUCGCACUAUAUUCUGGACUGACUCUAGCUGCUGCCUGGCUUGGCUAAAGACAGACAGAGCCAAACUUAAAACGUUUGUAGCAAACAGAGUGGCCGCUAUAGCCAGUCUCACGUCCGGAGCCACCUGGAGACAUGUGCCUACAAAAGAAAAUCCAAGUGAUCUUGCAACACGUGGUGUGGAUCCACAGCAUGUCUCUGGGAACGCUCUGUGGUGGGGGGGCCCCGAGUUUCUAUUAAAGCCUGAAAAGGAAUGGCCAGAGCUAAAUUCAGUAGAACCGGAGGUCUUGCCUGAACUCAAAGUAACGUCUAUGCUAACAAGCAUCGACAAUGAACCAUCUAUCAUAGAUUUUGAUAGAUUUUCAAAAUAUAAAAGGCUACAACAUACUGUGGCUUAUGUGCGCCGUUUCAUAAAUAAUUGUAAGCCUAGCCUGCCCAAACUAACUGGCUCGCUAUCGUCACAAGAACUUACAGACUCUUUACAUACUUUAGUUAAAAUUGCACAACAGCAGUCAUUUGCCUCUGAACUUGAAACGAUGCGCAAAGGUCACAGGUUGAGUCCUAGAUCACACGUUAUAACCUUGAACCCAUUUAUUGACUCACAAGGCCUCUUGAGAGUCGGGGGAAGGCUAGAUGCUUCAGAUUGUAGUUAUGAACAGAAGCAUCCCAUGUUGUUACAUGCUAAACACACACUAACCAAACUCAUUUUUACACAUGAACACAUACGUCUCCUACAUGCAGGACCACAGCUAUUGCUAUGCUCAGUGCGGGACUUGAUAUGGCCGGUCGGAGGCAGAAACCUCGCGAGAAGCACGGCCCACAAUUGUGUCACUUGUAAAAGAAUCGCUGGCCAAACUUUAAAAAAUAUAAUGGGCAAUUUACCAGCGCAACGCUUAAAUGCUGAUUUUCCAUUCACGUCAACAGCUGUAGACUUAGCCGGUCCUUAUUUAAUAACAGAUCGCCGUGGGCGUGGAUGUAAAAUCACGAAAUGUUAUCUGUGUCUAUUUAUAUGUUUAAGAUAUAAAUGUGUUCACUUAGAGGCUGUGAGCGACUUGUCUAAAGAUGCAUUUGUGCUAGCACUCCGCAGAUUUAUCGCCAGGCGCGGCAAACCUGCGGAGCUGUUUUGUGAUAAUGGUAGAAAUCUAGUAGCUGCAGCUAAAGAAAUAAAUGAUUUCUUUAAAUUGUAUGAAAACGAUAUAUCUGAAUUUGCAGCUGGUCAAGGUAUGAAAUUUAAAUUUGCACCAGCUUAUGCACCUAACUUUAAUGGCUACGCUGAGGCCGGCAUUAAAAGCGCUAAAUUUCACCUCAAACGAAUUUUGGGUAACACACAUCUCACCUUUGAAGAGCUUUCGUCUCUUUUUAGCCAAGUGGAGGCAAUUUUGAACAGUAGGCCUCUCUGCCCACUCUCCUCCUCCCCUAAUGACUUUUACCCCCUUACUCCCGGGCACUUUCUCAUUUGUAGGCCGCUCACGUCGCUGCCGUCGCCGCCCCUGCAGGACCGGAACCCGAACCGCCUGGACCGCUACCUGAGGCUGGAGCAGCUGCGGCAACACUUCUGGAAGCGCUGGUCGGCCGAGUUCGUGUCCCUGCAGCAGCAGCGCUACAAGUGGCGCGAGAGGCAGCGCGAUCUACGGCUGGGAGAACUCGUACUCAUCAAGGAGGAAGGCUUGCCGCCGUUGCUAUGGCGCAUGGGCAGAGUCGUCAAACUAUAUAACGGAAAGGAUGGCGUGCCACGCGUUGCAGACAUCAAUACCGCUAGAGGGAUAGUCAAGCGAGCGCUCAACCGAAUGUGCCCGCUGCUUGUACAACAGAGAGAGUCCUGAAAGAUGGAUCUUUCAGCGCCCCGGAGUAUGUUAGCGCUGUGGCAACACCGCUAGUUUUUCUACAACCAAUGAUUGAUGGAGAUGCGGCUCCAAUCUGCCAACAUAGACGACAGAACGGCGGCCAACCAGAGAGCGCGAUGCCAGCGCCGAAGUUUCGCAUAUGAGACGCAUCGACGUGCACCGCGACCCGAGCAUCGACCUCUUGCAUCUUAACCACUGAACUGAACGCGCGUGUCCUAGACAAAGAACCUGUAGUAACUUCUUGUAAUACACCAUUAAAAUAAUGGUACUUCUUUAAA